UUUGUCCCCAUCAAACAGCCAGAGUGAUUAUUGGCAUAAUUCACCAGAAAGUCGGAUUAAAUUUCUUUCUGCCACUCUCAAUGAAGUCGGUAUCUCUUUUUCUUGAGAAAAACUCCUCUUGACUGACUAAAUAUGAUAAGAGACAAUUAAAUCUUCUUGCUAUUGUUGAUGUCAUAUUUGCGCACAAAAGUGCGCUGAGUAAGCGCGCGAUUUUUCAUUUCUUUUUUUCUUUUUUUUUGUUUUUUUGGUGCUGGUGAUUUAAGACCAUCAGAGUCAUUUGCGCGAGUAAUUUAACAACUUCCCUAACUUUUAAAUUGUUCCAACCACAGGGAUUCUUUGUUGCAGUCGCUUUAUCCGACGAUUAUCAGCUGCGUCAUAAGCCAGUUUAAAAAGUUUUAAUUGGAUGGUAUUAAUACUAAGCGAUAAAGCCCAAAAACCCAAAAACCAAACGUUUUACACCUGCCUCUACCACAGGCAAAAUAUUUGAUGCAGAUUGUCGUGCGCUAAGCCGGCCCGCCCAAUCACAAGUCGUUGAAUACAGAAUUUCUGAGCAAUUAACGCCCAGCAGUGAAUUGUUAGUGUGACACCUUUCUCACUUCAAAGCAGUUUUGUAUAAACUUGAUGUCUCGGGGGUCAAUUAAGGCGAUUGUUUAUGUGACGAGCCAAUCAAUUUACACGUCUUACAGAAGCAAGCUAGUUUUCAACCUGAGCCACUGUUAACAUAAACGCGGUAAAAGGUGAUACAUGUUAAAAAACCCACUGGGUCACUUACUGACUUGUGAAGUUAGUAUCUCAGAAAAGAGGCAAGGAGAAGCGAAGUCAAAACCAUGAGCGCACCGGCUGAUGACAGUGACAACCUCUCGCCGAGGGCUGCAGCUUUCUCAAUCGCUAGCUUGCUAACCAAGGAUUUUAAUGAAAAUUCCAACACUCGGGAGACAAGUGAAGUAAAUCCGCCCUCAGUGGAUCACAAAGAGAAAGGAAAUUGGUGGAAUGGCUGCCAAAAUGAUCGAUUAGCACAGAAGGCAAAGAUCUGCGCGGUAUCAAGAGACGUUUACGAAGACCACUCCAUCCAAAACAUUUUGAACGGAGAACAAACGCGAGGUGAAAAAUGCGGAGAUGGCAAAAGGCGUGGAUUAACAAGAAGUACUUCAAUCCUAGAUCCAUUACAGCAGUUCGCAGCUUGUUGCGACUUGGUUAGAAAUUUAGACUCUCUAAAGAACACUGCUUCAUACAGUCAGCCGCAAAUGAGAGUUAUGGAGGUACAGCGUGAGGUUCAAGUCGCCAUGCAACAAAGCGAUCUGUGGUGGAAAUUCUACGCUUGCGGUACAGAAAUGGUGAUUACAAGGACGGGAAGACGGAUGUUUCCAACACUCGCUCUUUCUUUUCUUGGAAUGGAUCCGAGACGUUAUUACUCCGUCCACGUUGAUAUUGUCCCCGUGGACGGCUAUGCGUACACUUUUGUGAACAAUAUGUGGCAAGUAAACGGAAUGGCGAGUGAGAUGCACGCUUUACCUUACAUACAGUCAUACCAGGCGGACGAAGUGGCGCACACUGGCCUGUACUGGAUGAAAAAUGGCGUGGACUUCAAGAAAGUUCGCUUGACGAAUCGUCGAGUUGGCCCGUUUAAAGAUGGCGAGCUUCAUCUAAGUCCGAAUAGAAAGUACCAGCCAAGGAUUCAUGUCGUCGAAGAAACAGAAGAAGGCGUAAAAGUUUCGUGCUCAACUUAUGUGUUCCCUGAAACCACGUUCAUUGCUGUAACGACGUAUCAAAAUGAAGAGCUGAUUCAAAUGAAAAUCGACCACAACCCCUUUGCCAAAGGAUUUCGGGACAAAGGAUCAAGGCGCAGGUAUCUCCCGUAUGAGCAGAGAGAAGACGGAUCAGACAGUUCUCAGUCUUCUUUGAGCGAACUGUGCUUCUCGACGGCAAGAAAUGUUGAGAGGACAGCGGACUCUACACACGUUCCUCUUCCACUUCAUGUCAAACUACAUGACUUGUCACAAUACUAAGAAGAACUUUUGAUUAACGAAUGAACAGUUCAAAUUCGAGAGAUCCCGGGAGAGUUUUACUCUAAGUCGAUGAUGUAGGCUAAAAUAUACAUUCGUGCAUUGUGACUACAGACUGAAAGAAAGUUUAGAAAUGAAAGAGAACGAAAAUAGGAGUUUUUAAAAAACAAACAAAGACAAAAGGAACUUAGAACAGAGCUAAACUUCGAUAUGAUUCAGGUAUUAAUCUAUAUGAUAUGUUUUGUUAAUUGAAACAAUUUGUAAAUAUGUGUUUUCAUCAAAAAAUGGUCUUCAUAAGGAAUGACAAUAGAUUAGUUUCAGUUAUUAGUAUUUAAUUAUGUACAGAGCAUUCGUUGGCAUUUAAAUAUGUACAAAGCUUAGUUGAGGUAACGUCUUAACUCUACCUGGGAGUAUGCUAGUUUUUAAAAAAACUUUUCAAUGGAAUGAUGGAGUUUUGUUCAAGAAAAAGUUGUGUCAAUUAAUAGCAAUAACUUUAAAAAGCAUCUAUUAAGAAACUGUAAAUAAUUAAACACAUACGCUUUUUUAGGACGAGGGAACUAAACGAAAAUUCUUUGUUGCAAUUAUGAAAUUUGCAUUCUUUUUAUUUAAAAUGUUAGUAGUUUUAAGUUAUGCUUUAAGUAUCAAGUAAUGAAACUUAAACCAUACAUGUUAAGAUUGUUGUCAAUUUAACUCACUUGGCCCGAAAGGCCAUUUUCAGGACGAGUUCAAUUUCAAUUUGGAUUCAAAGAUGCCUAACCCGGGCCAUGAAUUCCCGGGUUUCCGCAACGAUUUGUUCUUAUUCCACACUUCUCAUUGCUAUGUGCAGAAGUAUAGAAUACUUUCAUUAACUAAUGAUUACAAUAACCAGCAUAUCCAGCAGAGAUCUGGGCACCAUCUCUAAAGACAGCUUGUGAUGAAUUACCAUAGCAAGAAGGCGAACAUGGGAGCAUAACACGCUCAUCUUCUCUGUAAGUUCAUCAAAAAAGCAAACCGUCCAUUAAUUUAUGAAGCACAUCAGUAUUGACCGGAUCACCCACCGGUUCACAAACUUCGCAGAAAAGUAGCUUGCCAUUAGAUGAGAAUUAUUGAAUCUAUCAAAUAUUCUAUUUCAAAAGUGCCGCAAAGGCUGCACAGGCAUCAGAUUUCAGUUAAAACGAAACUGACCUGAGUGUUUUUUUUUUUUUCGUUGUGUAGUUUUAACUUCCAAGACCGACUAUGACAGAAUAUUAAAGAGAAUUCAAAAAAUUUCCUUGGAAAAAGGUUGAUCCGUAUAUUCACGACAGAUUACUACUCUUUGAAAUAC
Messenger RNA from Orbicella faveolata, 3306 nucleotides. Its product is annotated as T-box transcription factor TBX5-A-like. Gene Ontology annotation, biological process: regulation of transcription by RNA polymerase II; positive regulation of DNA-templated transcription; cell fate specification. NCBI's taxonomy places the organism in Eukaryota, Metazoa, Cnidaria, Anthozoa, Scleractinia, Merulinidae. Gene Ontology annotation, molecular function: RNA polymerase II cis-regulatory region sequence-specific DNA binding; DNA-binding transcription factor activity, RNA polymerase II-specific. The record is from RefSeq and is a predicted model, not a curated record. Gene Ontology annotation, cellular component: chromatin; nucleus.